Molecule: messenger RNA, 1071 nt
Organism: Papaver somniferum (opium poppy)
Lineage: Eukaryota; Viridiplantae; Streptophyta; Magnoliopsida; Ranunculales; Papaveraceae
Product: (S)-canadine synthase-like
Exons: 1
Coding region: 21-1037 (338 amino acids)
Molecular function (GO): oxidoreductase activity, acting on paired donors, with incorporation or reduction of molecular oxygen; heme binding; monooxygenase activity
Source: RefSeq, a predicted model, not a curated record
ACUAGAAUACCAGAGAGAGCAUGGAAGGAAUUCAAUGGACUUUACUUUCAAUAUUUGUUGGAGUACUGAUAAUAUGGAAGAGAUGGUUUACGAAGACCAUGGAAUUGCCACCAGGGCCACGGAAGUUACCGGUUAUCGGCAACCUGCACCAACUAAACAAAGGUGGGGAACUAGUUCAUGUGACUCUAGCAAAAAUGGCUCAAGAACAUGGAAAAAUCAUGACAGUCUGGUUCGGGGGUAAACAGCCAUCGAUCGUGGUGAGCCACCACGAAGCAGCGUGGGAGGUUCUGGUGACUAAAGCUUCGGAUUUUUCUUCAAGAACGCUUCCGUAUAUGUCAAAGUUCAGCAGUGCAGAUUGGCAUACUCUUGCAACAUGUAAUCUUGGUCCGUUUUGGCAAAAUCUAAGAAAAUGUCUACAAACUACAACUCUUAAUCCUCAUACUUUUUCUGCACAAGUUCAUUUGCAAGAGAAAGAUAUUUCAAAUUUGAUUCUUACCUUCAAAGAAGAAGCUUCUUUGAAUGGCGGAAUGGUCCCACUUCAAAGAACCACGAUUCAGCUCAUCGGACGAUUCUGUUUUGGAGUCGAAUUUGAAGAUAAAGAUGGGUUUGUAGAAAACAUAGAUGCCGUGAUGGAGGAGACUAUUAGACUAAGUGGACAUGCUCGUUUAGUAGAUGUGUUCGAAUUCACUCGAUACAUACCUGGAUUCAGGCUUCUCUUCAAAGAGGCAUACGAAUUGAAGCAUAAAAUAGAAGAAACUAUCCGUCCGUAUAUUCGUCGAUAUAAAUCAUCAACAAACUGUUUCUUGCAGUUUCUCCUCAGCCAGGAGGAUUACAGUGAAGAAGUAGUCAUCUUCAACCUUUUCGAACAGUUCUUGCUUUCAACUGAUAGCACCUCGAAUGCAACUUCAUGGGCACUCGCGUAUUUGAUACACGAUGAGAAAAUUCAACAAAAGGUCUACGCAGAAGUGCAGGAAUUAACUGGAAAUGGUCAUUCAAGAGAAGAAAUGAUAACAGUUGAGGAAGUGAGCAAGUUAUAGUAUGUGAAUGCAGUAGUAAAAGAGGUCUUGAGAA